Molecule: messenger RNA, 3345 nt
Organism: Blastomyces gilchristii SLH14081
Lineage: Eukaryota; Fungi; Ascomycota; Eurotiomycetes; Onygenales; Ajellomycetaceae
Product: ubiquitin interaction domain-containing protein
Exons: 11
Coding region: 1-3345 (1114 amino acids)
Biological process (GO): protein deubiquitination
Cellular component (GO): nucleus; cytosol
Molecular function (GO): protein binding
Source: RefSeq, a predicted model, not a curated record
AUGAUGACCUCUGUCGAUUUGCCUGAAGAUGCGAUCGAGAACUUUAUAUCUUUCACCAAUGCGUCCCGCGAGAAGGCAGUAGCUUUCCUCGAGGCAAAUAACCGCGAUUCCAAUAGAGCUAUCAAUGCCUACUUCGAAAACCCUGAUAGUAUUCAGCCUGAACCAACGGUAGCUUGGCCUAUGCCACCUUCCAGCCAACAGGAGGGAUAUGGGUAUCAGAAUCAAAAUAUCCAUUCAUUUAGAAUCGACUCCGAUCCGGUUCAUCCCGUUGGAUAUGGAACGGCUCCUUCACGACCCCCAUCCAGAAUAGGCUCUCGCGAACGCACUGAUGAAGCCAAGGUAGGCCAACCGAUCGAAGGCCUGCUGAAUAAACCUGCUGCGGGGACGGGUCCAAGUCAGCAUAUGUCUCUUGCGGAGCAGGAGGAGCACGAACUCCAAAGGGCGGUGGCUCUGUCGCUGAAUGCAGAACUCGGUGGUAAUGGUGAUAUUUCCAUCGAUGGCGGCGGUCAGGAGACCGGUGUUAUCAACACUAAUCAAACCAAGCUAGCGCCGGCAACCCAGAAUCAUUAUGAAGAAACUGCUUGGGCUUUGACACUUCUAGAGCCCGCUGCUCGCGAAGUGUGUAUGCAUCCAGAUCCGGAGGAGCGGAUGAGGGUCAGUAAUGAACCUGUGUUCCUUCGCCCUUCAGACGAGGCAGAUUACCUAGCGGGCUUCCUUACGAUUCUCCAUUCAAUUCCGCUAGCGAGGGAAGCUCUGCUGCUUCGGGAUAAGGUCAUCGAUGACUAUGGUAGUGACCCGCAGUGGUGGAAUGGACAACCUAUUAAUCUUCCUAGCUUGGUGACUCUCGCCGACGAUGGUUAUAUGGAUGAAAGUGGGCACGAUGACGUUUUACUCGAAGUGCAGAGACUCAUGACGUUUUUGGAUUCUACACAUCGCGCAUUUGGAAGCAUCGAUGCCCUUGCCAAUCUUAAAUCUAUCCAGAGCUGGAACACUGAAUACAAUGUUGGUCAAUUUUUGGAGUCGUGGCAACGGGCUGCCGUCGCAGCAACGCCGAAUAACCAGCUAGCUACAAUUUUUUCAUCAUUGGCCUAUAAACGGCCGCUUUCUGUGGAUGAAGAACCGAUUGAUAAAGAAUUCUUGGCGUUGGAACUUCCCGUUCAUUCAGACCUCGUGGAAACGCUGUACGAUGCUAUCGAUAUUUCAAUGUGGCAAGAUUCGGCAGACUCAGAACUUGAUGAUAUAUGGCUAGAUCGUAUUGGGGAAGUGUUUACUCUGCAGUUGAACUCUACGGACACGCAGAAAUCCGUCGAUGUUAAGAUCCCUGCUGUGUGGUACCCGGACAGAUAUAUGGAAGCGUGUAGGGACAUCUCGCGCGAGAUUCGCAAGCGCAGAAUUGAGACCAGUGUGGAGGUCGAUAAACUGCAGCAUCUGAUGCGACUAUUCUCGGCAUCAACGAUUGACCAUUCAACAUCCCAGACCAGAAAUACUUUUGAUUUAGCCGUGAGUGCACUGCAAGUCGCGUCGCGGAACAACCUCGUAAAUGGGUCUGUUGGGGAUCCAGAGAUGCAGGAACAAACCGUCGUGUCCCAUGAGGCUGCUAUGAAUCUCACUAAAGAACUGAAGGCUCUCACGGAAAAGAUUGAUCAGAAACUACGAUCGUUAGAGGAGAGGAGAGUGCAGGCCCUCGAGGCAUUAAGGCGGUAUUCGAAAGAGCUUACCACCGCGUCUAACGACCCAGCAAAACCACCACAUAACAAAUACACAUUGCGGGGCGUUUGUACCCAUCCUCAUGUUACGUACGUAUUAAGACGGCGUGAGAUGAGCAUUGAAGGAACCGACGAGCGCAGUUCUACGAACUCAGCGCCCGAUGAGUGGCAGUGGUGGCGAAUCAGUUUUUCCGUUGAUGAUGCCACAGCUCGGCACGCAGAAUCUACGCAGACUCCUGUGGUGCCUUCGUUGCAUCAAUGUUCAGCUAUCCCCCAGGAACUAAGGAAACCAAGGGUUCCUUUGCCUUCCAAUAUGGAUGUGGCCGGGUAUACGGUGCGGCCUGUCCGAGAAAUAGAGGUGCUUCGCGCUGCGAAAGAAGAGGCUCGUUCUGUGUUGCUUGUAUACGCGAACGAAAAUGCGGUCAACUUUAAGGAGGGGCCUCUUCCGCCACAACUACAAGCAUUUGUCGACGCGGACAAUAAAGUCUUCGAAAGCGAACGAGAGGAAUUUGCUCAAAAGCUCCAACAACAAGCUGAAGAAGAACCCGCAAAAGGUAGCGACAAUUCGUGGCCUGACCUCGAACCCCUGGGCGGAGAGUUUGAUGAGACCUCAAGUGCCCAAAAACAAACAUCUGGGAAAGCUUCAGGCCUGGAACACGCACCCGCACCUUCUUCAUCAUCGGUGUCAGGAGAAGAGCCUACUGGAACCAGACAAACAGGUCGCAAUGCGGCUGGAAACAGCAAUCACAAGAAGCACUAUUCGUGGGAUGACCGGAUCCCCGCUAGCCUCCUCCCGGAAAGUUCUGCGUUCGACAGCAAUACGAUAAAUGUGUUCGACUAUCAAGUCUCAUCAUUCCCUGACACGCCACCCAGUGAGCCGGAGGACAAGGAGCCGGAGAUGCAAGAAAGAGGAGUUGGUGGUGGGGGAAUGGCGAUUCUAAGGCAGGCUGGUAGUAGUGGAAGUGGUUCGGUGAAGCGCUCAGUCCAGCCUGCUGUUUCUAUGGGGCGGAUCCAGGAGGAGAUUGAUGAUGAUGGUGAAGAUGACAGUAGCGGCAAUAGCCGCGGCCCCGGAGAUAUGCGGGUGGAUUACGAUAACCCGGCUAGCCGUACGGCGGGGGGGCUGAGGCCCUACGUACUAGUAGGAGGUGACUUCUCACACUUCGCGAGGGAGUGCCUCAAGUACCAUGGCACCGAAGUCCCGUGGAUUAACCAGCUGCUGCGCAAGUGCAUGCUGAAUCGUGGUCAUGAUGAAACGUUGUUCGGACAUCCUAUCCUCAAACUUCCAGGUGUAGAGGGCAGAGACUUGGUGGUACAGUCACUUCAAUUAAGCAUCCGCGAAUGUUCAGAACCGGAGGAUGAGCAGAUGUGCAAUUUGAUCGAAGAUCUUAUUAGAGAGCAAAACUUGCUAGAAAAUGAGCAAGAACAAUCAUCAUCAGCCGAUAAAGCUCAACUCUCAAUACUCCGAGUUCCAGUGUCGCAAAAACUGGUCAACGAUUUUGUUGAUACUCUCAAGCUCCCCGGCAAAGAGCAGGAUAAGUCAAAAGAAUGCAUCAGAUGCCACUGCCCACCAAUCUCAGCCCAUCUCACAUCGUGCCUACAUAUUUACUGUCAAGACUGUGCUGAGGAGACAAUGAUUUAG